AUGACGGACGCGCCGUCGCUCGCCCAUUCGUUGGGGCGAGUCGCGCUCGGGGUGUUCAUCUGGGAGGCGAUGUUUCGAGGAGCGAAGAAGGCGUUCGCGGAUGGGUUACCGGAGCGAGACGCGAAGGAAAGGGCGUAUAAGAAGGCGUUGGCGUCGUACGCGGUGUCGUUCGUGCACGCGAUCUUCUUAGCGUGGGCGGGAUGGGUCAUUGUGUUCAAACUGCGGAACGCGUCGGAAGCCGAGCGGUUAUCGCUGUAUGCGAACGACGACGAGAGGUUCGUGGGGUUCGUCGAGGUGGUGACGAUCGCAUUUUUUAGUUAUGUUUUGUACGAUUUGUUUCACGUCGUGGAGCAGUACCCGAAUCUGGGGGGUGUGGACAUGCUGGCGCACCACGCGGCUUUUGCCACGGCUUCUUUCCUGGCGUACGCAUACGGGGCGUACCCGUACAUGUUAGGGUGGUUGUGCACGUGCGAGACGUCGACGCCGAUCUUAAACGUGCGAUUUUUUGUGAAGUCGUGGCGGGAGAUGGAUUACACGCUACCAUACAUCUCGUACAUUGCGGAGAAGCUCGGGAUGAAGACGCGAGGCGCUGUCGCCGGGAACUGGCUCGAGUACUAUGUGAGCGUCGCCUUCUUUUGUGUCUUUGUGGCGGUCCGAUUGGUGGGUUACGGCGGCGCGUUCAUUGCGCUGAACUUUGACUUGAGGUCAACGGAGGAUAACUUCCUCCCGUACUCCGUCCGGGCGACGCUGUACACACUCGUGCUCAUGGGACUGUUGCUAAAUGUGGUGUGGUCAUAUAAAAUCAACGGCAUGGUUCGUCACUUCCGGCGCAAGGUGCUCAAACAGCGAGACGAGGGCGAGGCUCCAAUCAGUGACAGCGAAGAAGAUCCGGGUGCGACACAAAAGCUUAGCUGA
Messenger RNA from Ostreococcus tauri, 915 nucleotides. Its product is annotated as TRAM/LAG1/CLN8 homology domain. Lineage: Eukaryota; Viridiplantae; Chlorophyta; Mamiellophyceae; Mamiellales; Bathycoccaceae. Gene Ontology annotation, biological process: lipid homeostasis. The record is from RefSeq and is a predicted model, not a curated record. The coding region runs from base 1 to 915 and encodes 304 amino acids. The transcript has a single exon. Gene Ontology annotation, cellular component: endoplasmic reticulum; membrane.